AUGUAACAUUAAUACUAAAUGUCAAUGUCAGCUGUCUUGCGGGGUCGUGGUUCUGUGCGCAGCGGUUUGUUAUUUGUGAAAAAAUCGUACAGAUUAAUUUAUACACAAAAAAUGGCAGAGAAAUCUGCUGAAUAUACGUCCACCAAUGGCUUCGAGAGUAAAACACCGUUUUUGAUUGGCGUAGCUGGCGGCACUGCUAGUGGAAAGUCAACAGUAUGCCAACGCAUAGUGGAGAAGCUCGGCCAGCAGCACAAAGAACAAACCGAGCGUCGCGUGGUUUGCAUUAGUCAGGACUCGUUUUACCGCACACUCUCGCCUUCGGAGCGCAUGCGCGCCGAGCGUGGACAGUUCAACUUCGACCAUCCUGAUGCGUUCGACGACAAGAAACUCUUGGCAGUGCUGAAGGACAUAUUGGCUGGCAAGAAAGUCGAGGUUCCUGAAUAUGACUACAUCACAAACUCUAUCAGCCCACACCGCUCGCACACAAUCUACCCUGCAGACGUGGUGCUCAUAGAAGGCAUCCUGGUGUUUUACUUCCCUGAGGUCCGUGAGUUAUUCCACAUGAAGCUGUUUGUGGACACUGACUCCGAUACCAGGCUCGCCAGGCGCGUGCCUCGUGACAUAAUGGAGCGCGGCAGAGAUCUGGAACAGGUGCUCAACCAGUACAUGAACUUUGUCAAGCCGGCAUUUGAAGAGUUCUGUCUGCCCACCAAGAAAUUUGCUGACGUCAUCAUACCUCGAGGAGCAGACAAUUUGGUGGCUAUUGACCUUAUCGUGCAUCACAUAUGGGAUAUAUUGUACAAGAAACGUUCACCGGUAAAGUCGGUAAACGGCACGUGCAACGGGCACCACGACGUGGACGAGGGCAGCGGUCGCAGGAUGUCCGGCAGUUCCGAAGACACGCUCAGUCGAUAGUCGCGGCGAUGCGCCGGAUACUGUUGUGAUCGAGACCGGCUCGCCGAGCCGCCGACGAACGCUUCGAUGUUACUUUGUAGGGUAAGAUGUGCAUUUGUUUCGUUUUUAAGUUUGACCCUUGUAAUGUUAUUUUGCUUUUACUAUGCGUACCAGUGGCGAUGGGUGGAAUUUUCUGAAAGCGAACCCGAUACAAUAUAGGUACAAAUAUGUAGAGAUGCGGUCUGCAAAUUGUUCUAAUAAAAUACGAAAGGGGAGCCGGCGAGUCGGGUUAUAUGGACCUCUCGCCACUGAUGUGUACUCAGUUUAAUGUAUACCUUAUAUCGAUAUCAUUAAAGAAGUAUUUUACAAAAUCUCAUUAUGGUAUGAAACUGAGUGCAGUGUAAUAAUAGUACGGCAACAAUAUCGUCAAUAAAUAGUUACUGACCUUAUAAAUAAUAUUACGUAUAUUGUUUUGAUACAGUAUAUACUUUGUUCUCAAACGGCCGGUCUCAAUAACUUACUAAAUAUAACUGGAGUUUGCUAUCUCAUUCGACAGUAAAAGUUACGGUAACUGUUACUGCUGUUUCAAUAUCGCGUAACUAGUGCACCGGUCGAAGUGUUUUAUUUUUGCAAUGAGUACUAGUAACAGUAUGUUUUAAUUUCUUUUUAUUGAAUUUGUACUUUUGAGUUUACAACUAUAAUUCUUUACAAUAUUAUUACAUUCGAUUUAACGUAAAACAAUUUAAAUAACUUACUGCAUAGAUUAUUAUAACAAUGACUAAUAACUCUAUGUUGAUCUUUGGCAACAAAAUGCAUCAAUGACAGUAAUUAUAUUCGGACCUCCGAUAGAUAGCUAAACUUCACGGAUAAGGUAUUCCUAUAUUAGUUUAUAGAAACGCAGAUAAUAAUAAUAGCAUUUCAACUGUUUAUGUCAGUAAGAUAUUGAGACCGGCUGAUAGUACGUCAGGUCUCGAUCACAAAAGUAACAGAGUCGAACUCUGGCAACUGUUGGGUACAAUAUGUAUCCAUACCUGUAGUUUAUUUUAUGUUGUGGCCUCAUAUUUACCCAGUGUAAGCGAUGGGCACCCCAGACGUUAUAUAGUUUUUCUUUUAAUUAAAAAAAUGUUAAUUGCGCCUGAAAUAUUCUGCUUUUAAUGUGACUUAUAUCCGAAAAAAAGAGGAUGAUAUAUAUUUCAAUAAUAGUGCUAGUUUAUACAGAACUAGUUUAUUUCGAAUUGGCAUAAAAUAUGUAAAAAAAAGGUAUUUUUUCUAAUAUGAUCUUGAGUGCCCUCGCCAUGUCUCCAAUAUAUUCAAAUAUUUCCUAUUUAGUUAAGUUCCAAUACUUAUUGUAAUAAGGCUGACGCUUUAAAAAGCAUGUAGUUUAAGUAAGAAUCCAUAGAACAGUGUUCCAUUUCAAAGCGAAGGAAUAAAAAUACAUGAUGGUAUAUUCUCAUGCUAAAAUAAAUAUAAUUAGAAACAAAAUGAAUUUCCUAAUCGUUCAAUAUCUAAUAACCAUUUGAGUAAUUGCUAUUUUGUAUGAUUAUGUCCUAUGCUUAAAUAAUGAAUUUUAAAGAUCCUGAUAACUGAUACAUUUAUUUUGCACUAAUAUACUUAUAAUAGUUUAAUUAAUAUAGCUGGCCAGCAGUUUGAUGAAUCAUAAAAAUACUUUCCAUACCUACUGAAUUUUUAUGACUUACGCUCGUUAUUUUCUAAUUUGUAAAUAAUUCACCGAAUUACAAUCCCAUAAUAUAGUGUCUUCAGUAUUCUUUAUGGCAUAUUUUAAAUCGUCAAAUAUUUUGUAUACUUGGUUUCGUAACACAAAAUAUAAAUGUUAUACUAUUUUCACUUAUUUGUUGUAAUACUGACAUUUUAUUCAACUGUAGUUCAAGUUCAAGUGGUGGAUUUGGAAUAUAAAAGGGGUCCCAUGACCCCCAAUGACGGGAAUCGUAAAAUGUUUUAUGUUUCGAAAUUGACUUACAGUUGCAUUUUAUUUAUUAACUAGACUGGAUGAAUAUUGUUCUUCCCAUUUUCAUGUUGUGUUAAAAAAAAUUGUUACCAAGCAUUUAUUCGGUGCUUUUCAAUUGUUCAGUACGAAGAUUGUACGUGCAAUGUUUUAAUUACGCUCCGUUUAUUAUUUAAAAUUAACUUGGAUAUUAUUCGAGUAAUAGGAUUGGUCCCAACUUCUAUAUCAGAAGUGAAAUUAUGCAAUUAGAUAAAAUUACUAUUAUGAGAAACGAUAUAGUAUUUGUAUUAAUUGCAUUCUCUUGUUAAUGGAAAUAUUUGCAUUUUUCUAGUGUUUCCUAGAUUGAUCAUCAUGUCUAGACGAAUACACUAGGUUCUAUACUAAACAAGUGGUUUUGAAGACUGGGGAAGCCUAUCAUUACUCAUUUGAUAUUUAAUCAAACAUAUAGUAACAAAUAAGCGGAUGUAACCUAUGUUCUACAUUGUUAUUGACAUAUAGAUGAAUUAGUUGGUGUAAAAUUAUUUUUUUUGCAACGCACAAAUACACUUUAUCAGUGGUUCUCGAAGUUGAAAACUUUGAACAUCUCGGCAUAAUUUAAAAAGAGAUUAUUUAAAACUAAUUCCCGCAAUAACAAGCUAGUUUCAAAACACAGUAAGGUAAAAUAUUUGACCGAAGGAUGUCUGGUAAAUAUUAUUGCAAAGGUCCGUUAAACAUUUGGAAACCAUUGAACUUUGUCAAUUUGCUACUGCCUCAGUAUUUUCCAUUAUAAAAGUAGACACUGAAUGUACUAUAAGAAUAACUGAUAACAACAGGCGCGGAUCUAGGGGAAUAUUACAGGGGCGUGACCCGAUAGUUAACUAUUGGGUUUUUAUUUUUUCUCACUGCAUCCAUAAUUAUGACAGGAUUAAGAAUUCCAUGAGUAUACAUAUACAUUGCAUAAUGUCUUCCGCAAUAUGAUUUAGAAGUUAAACGAUCGAAGUGAUUUUUUUACCCCCAAGUUUCAACCCUGAAUUCGCGCCUGUCCCACAGACUGAUACAACACGAAGAAGACUAAAAGUAAUUGUUUCUUUUCGAAUAACAGUGAUACUGAUUGUUUAAAUUAGUCAAGUUACCAAAUUGUGUAAAAACGUGUUCUGUUUCUUUGGAUUUAAUUCUUCCUUUAACAUUAUCGUGUUUAGAUCUACGUUAGAUGUCAUAAAUUAGUUUAAGUUUACUAGUAGCUAAGUAUAAUGAAUUUACAAAAAAAUAUCCCAGUGGUUAAGGUAUUAACAUGUUGCCCCAAUUUUUCGUCGUAUUAGUCAUUAAUUUGAGGAGGUAUAUGUAAACAUUGUAAACAAACUUAAUCCAGCCCUGUGAUGGUUAUAGUUGAAACAGGUUACGUGAUAAAUUCCAUUGAUUGUGUGAUAAAAUUGAUUAAGGAAAUUGUUGAAAAAUGUAAAAAAAUAUAUAGAUUUAAUAAUAUCGCUUUUAUUGUAAUUGGUAAAAUGUAUAGGCGUUGCUUUGUCUAAUAUAUUAAUGCAUUUUUUUCACUUCCCAAAACCUGUAGUUUUAGGCCAUUUACGCUAUAGUAAUUUUAAAUCUGUUCAGUUAUUGCACACCAUGUAUAAAAUUAUUUUAUUCGAAUUUCGAAUUGCACAACUGUCUUUCAGCUUUCGCAUUUCUCAAAGCAUUUAUGUUAAUCGAAAAAUAUAAAAAACGAAUUUAUUAUUAUCGAUAUAAGUUUAUAAUCUAUGUCCGGCACAAACUUGGUAAACAUCAGUGAUGUAUUUAAAAGUAUAGAUUCGCCAUUAACACGCGCAAUCUCAACAUCAGAAAUUGUUCUAAUUGGGACGGUUUCAUACUCCACUUACAGAUAGCUGUCUUUUUUGUUUGUACUGGUUCAAUGACGUCAUCUGUCACAUGACACGUCAGAAUCUGCAUGUGUGCGUACGGAACACUCGUUUGAUUUGUAGGGUAUGGCGUAUUUAUACCUUUGAAUAAUCAUUGGUUUACAUUAAUUAAAUGUAUUAUUCGUUGUGGGACUUUUUCACUUGUAAUAAGGAAGCAAUUCCUUAACGUAGUUAUAUUGUAAAGUAAUAAAGUGUUUGCAAAGUGUUUUUA
Messenger RNA from Manduca sexta (tobacco hornworm), 4957 nucleotides. RefSeq names its product uridine-cytidine kinase-like. Gene Ontology annotation, molecular function: ATP binding; kinase activity. The coding region runs from base 19 to 915 and encodes 298 amino acids. The record is from RefSeq and is a predicted model, not a curated record. Gene Ontology annotation, cellular component: cytosol; cytoplasm. The transcript has 6 exons. Lineage: Eukaryota; Metazoa; Arthropoda; Insecta; Lepidoptera; Sphingidae.